Molecule: messenger RNA, 1500 nt
Organism: Grosmannia clavigera kw1407
Lineage: Eukaryota; Fungi; Ascomycota; Sordariomycetes; Ophiostomatales; Ophiostomataceae
Product: trichothecene 3-o-acetyltransferase
Exons: 2
Coding region: 1-1500 (499 amino acids)
Source: RefSeq, a predicted model, not a curated record
AUGACUACUACCAACACCUACUCGGAGACCAAGGUCCGUCCCACAGGAUGGGAGUCCGCCCCAGACUCGGAGCGCUUCUCCCUGUCCCACAUGGGCCACAUCAUGCCCAAGAUCUACGUUCUGAUCGCCGAGGUCUUUUCCCUGCCGGAGCAGGCCGACAAAGAUGCCAUUAUCAAAAGCCUCGUUGCCGGAUUGGAGUUUGCCCUGUCGCAGUUUCCCCUUCUCGUUGGUGCCUUGGAGAUGGACGAAGCCAGCGGCCGUAUGUGGGUGUCCAAGAAGAAGACGUCCACUCUGAGCCUGCACGUCAAGCAUAUGCUCUCGACCGACGACUUCCCCUCCUACGAUGAGCUGGCCAGGAAAGGCUUUCCCGCAAAUCUGAUCGCAGGCCACCAGCUGCUCCCCGAGUCCGUCACCGCAAAGCAGCUGCACUCGCCCCUGGGCGACAACAGCCAAGAGGGCCUGGCCGUCGCCACGUUCCAGAUCAACUUUAUUGGCGGAGGCCUUAUCCUCGGUGCCGCCGUACACCAUUGCGUGUCCGACGGGCCCGGCUGCGAUGGCUUCCUGACCACCUGGGCCCAGAACAGUGCGGCUGCUGCCGAGGGCAAAUCCUUUGUGCCCAUCACCCCGUUCCGGAUUUCCGGCACGCCGCUUGACGUGGCUGACCCGUCGCCCGAUCGUAUCGCUGACCUGGUCGCGGCCUAUCCGGUCGUCAAGGAUGCCGGCGGCCCAAUGGCGCCGCCUCCAGCAGGCUUCCAGAUGCCGGUCUUUUCGCAGCAAAUGUGGCACUUUCCCCGCAGCAAGCUCGAGCAGCUCAAGAAAGCGGCCUCGCCGAAGCAGACAUCAACAGAAAGCACCCAUGUCGACAACAACAGCAGCAGCAGCUGGGUCUCCACGUACGACGCCAUCGUGGCCCUUCUCUGGAGCGGCAUCACGAGGGCCCGUAUCGACCUCUUCCACCCAGACCCCGAGACCACGGCGCUGAUGGUAAACGCGCUCGACACCCGUCGGAUCUGGAAACCGCCACUGCCCGGACGCUUCCUCGGCGUCGGUGCCGCGCCCGCCCGCUCCGAGCCCAUCGCCAUCCGCGACAUCGUGCAGCUGCCCGACAAUCUGCCGUGCCUCGCUGCGGCCGUGCGCUCGUCCAUCCGUGCCAUGACCCCCCAAUAUGUCACCGGCCUGCUCGAAUGGGUUGCCGGUCAUCCCGACCGCCGCUGGCUCGAGAUCGACAUUCGCUCCUUCUUGGGCAUGGAUCUCGCCGCCUCCAGCUGGCAGGGCAUGUCCGCCUACUCUCAGCACGACUUCGGCUUUGGCCUUCCCAGCGCCCUGCGCUGGCCCAGUCCGGCUAUGGACGGCUUUGUCUUCCUCUAUCCCAGCCGUGCUGCCACCCCCGGCGCUGACCCCGAUGAGGGCGUCGAGCUCUGCGUCUGUCUCGAGACCAGCUGCCAGCAGCGCCUGCUCAAGGACGAGCAGGUUCUGCAGUUUGCCCACCCCAGAGGCUGA